Protobothrops mucrosquamatus (brown spotted pit viper) is the source of this 2612-nucleotide messenger RNA. RefSeq names its product eukaryotic translation initiation factor 2A (gene EIF2A). Gene Ontology annotation, cellular component: cytosolic small ribosomal subunit. The record is from RefSeq and is a predicted model, not a curated record. Gene Ontology annotation, molecular function: mRNA binding; tRNA binding; translation initiation factor activity. Gene Ontology annotation, biological process: translational initiation. Lineage: Eukaryota; Metazoa; Chordata; Lepidosauria; Squamata; Viperidae.
AGCUGGCGAUAGAGGGCAGAGCAGACGUGUACAGUUUUCGGCUGUGACCCGUUGUGCGCCGCCCGGAAGGACAAGUGCCGCAUCCGGAUAAAGAUGGCGCCUCCCACGCCGCUCUUGGCAGUACGAGGAUCUGAAGGACUCUAUAUGUUGCAUGGGUCACCUCAUUUUACAGAGCAUACAACAUUUCAAAGGGAUUCUGGGAAAAAUGCAAAAGUGUUUACUUUCAGCAGAGAUGGAUCAUUUUUUGCAUUGGGCAAUGGAGAAAAAGUUUGCCUUGAAUUCUCUCCAAAGAGCAAUGUCCUGGUGACAUGGCAGCUUUAUACAACUGCAAAAGAUGGUGCAGGGGAACCCAACCUUCAACUUUUCAGUGUGAAAAAUGGAAAAUGCUUGAAGUCAUUCAUCCAGAAAAAGUCACAGAACUGGUGUCCUUGCUGGUCAGAUGAUGAAAGCCUGUGUGCCAGGAGUGUUAACAAUGAACUUCAUUUCUUUGAAAACAACGACUUCAGUACAAUUGCAAAUAAACUUCAUCUGCAAAAAAUCAAUGAUUUUGUGUUGUCACCAGGAGAUCAGCCAACCAAGGUGGCUGUUUAUGUUCCUGGAAGCAAAGGAGCCCCAUCUUUUGUAAGGCUUUACCAAUAUCCUAACUUUGAAGGCUCACAAUCUGCAUUGGCAAACAAAAGCUUCUUUAAAGCUGAUAAGGUGAAAAUGCUGUGGAAUAGCAAAGCCACUGCAAUGCUUGUAAUAGCUAGUACAGAAGUUGAUAAAACAGGAGCAUCUUACUAUGGAGAACAAACUCUACAUUACAUAGCAACCAAUGGAGAAACGGCUGUCGUACAACUACCAAAAAACGGUCCAAUUUAUGAUGCAGCUUGGAAUCCCAAUGCCACAGAGUUCUGCGUUGUGUAUGGUUUCAUGCCUGCUAAAUCUACUAUCUUCAAUCUAAAAUGUGAUCCUGUAUUUGAUUUUGGGACUGGUCCCCACAAUGCUGUCUACUACAGUCCUCAAGGACAAAUCUUAGUAUUAGCUGGAUUUGGGAAUCUUAGUGGACAACUCGAUGUAUGGGAUGUUAAAAACUACAAACUUAUUUCCAAACCGCAGGCCUCUGAUUCUACAUAUUUGGCUUGGUGCCCUGAUGGAGAGCAUAUAGUAACAGCUACAUGUUCUCCAAGGCUACGAGUUGGGAAUGGAUUCAAGAUCUGGCAUUAUACUGGCUCUGUGUUAUACAGAUACGAAGUUCAGCCAAAUGCAGAACUUUGGCAAGUUAUUUGGCAACCCUUUUUGGAUGGAGUAUUUCCAGCAAAGCCAGUAACAUACCAUGCUGUUCCAAGCAAAGUGUUAAAUGAGGAACCAAAGACUGCCACAGCCUAUAGACCUCCAGCUCUCAGAAAUAAACCUGUAACUAGUUCUAAACUGCAUGAGGAUGAGCCACCCCAGAACAUGAGAACACAGUCAAAAAGUGGUGAUAAGCCAUUAUCUAAAACAGCUCUUAAAAAUCAAAAGAAGCAUGAAGCUAAGAAGGUGGCUAAACAGGAGGCGAGAGCUAAAGGGAACCAGGAAAUCACUCCAGCUCCUCCAGUACAAAAUGAAUUGAACAAUACAAUAUCCUCUGAAAUAUCGGGAGAUCCUGAGUUGGAGAAAAAAAUAAAAAAUCUUAAAAAGAAACUCAAGGCUAUUGAACAGCUGAAAGAGCAGGCUGCUACAGGUAAACAGCUAGAGAAAAAUCAGAUGGAGAAAAUUCAGAAAGAGGCUACACUUCUAAAGGAAUUGGAAGACUUGGAACUGGGUGUUUGAGCUACAGAAAAUUAAAAUCACAAUUUUCUUUCAUGAAAAUAAAUGAAUGAAUGAAUGAAUGCUCACUUUUAUUACUUCCCAUAUAGAUUAACUUUUUUCUGCCUACUAUCUGAAAAAAAAAUGUAAAAUGUAAAAUAAUUAUAAUUCAGAAGUAAAUCAGUUGCCUUGAUUCCAAAAUAGUAUUGCUGAGAUCCAAAAUAAAGUAUGUUGGAGCACCUAUAUUUUUGGCAAAUGCUAAGUUUAAGAUGUAACCCUAAUGUAUAUUGUUUUUAAACACAGACUUUAACCUUUGGCAUAUAUAUAUGGAGAAGUUUGUAAUUCGAGCAGUGAACCAUGUGAUUUACAUACUGGGGUUUGGUUGUUAUUUUGCAAUAGCUAUUUCAUCAUUUCCUUAUCGUUGUGGUUUAUAUUAAAUAUUACAUACAUACACAUUUUGGUUUUGUAGGUCUCUGAGUUCUUAAAAACAGGUUUAAAACCUAUACAUAUUUGAUGAAAUCAGUUUCCUAAAAUGUAAGCCUUUUUCCACAACAAAUAAGAAAAAGGGAUUGGGCAUUCAGGAACAAAAUGUUUCAUUAACAGAUUACCAUCACUUAUAUUAUAAAGCCAGAAGAAAUAAGAGUUCAUCCAUCUAUCUGUUUUAAAGCAGUAGAGUACCUGGUCUCAAACUGAGAAACUGAUUCACAAGGAGGAUCUUCCAGCAGGAUCCCUUCAGCUUCUAUUCAAUUCAUUUUAAACCCGCCUUUUGCUAAUUGUUCAGUCAUCGGGUGACCUGUAAAGUGAAAUUCCACACUUUAUCAAUCAAAUAAAAAUAUUUAUCUCUA